Molecule: messenger RNA, 1085 nt
Organism: Pelodiscus sinensis (Chinese soft-shelled turtle)
Lineage: Eukaryota; Metazoa; Chordata; Testudines; Trionychidae
Gene: TNFRSF13B
Product: TNF receptor superfamily member 13B
Biological process (GO): B cell homeostasis; hematopoietic progenitor cell differentiation; negative regulation of B cell proliferation
Cellular component (GO): plasma membrane
Source: RefSeq, a predicted model, not a curated record
AAAGGCCAUGAUCAAUUGCACAGAGCAUCAGUACUGGGACGUACUCCUGUGCCAGUGCAUCCCCUGCAGAUUUGCAUGUAAUCGGCGCCGUGUGGAGAGAUGCACUGCCUUCUGCGCCUCAAUGGAAUGCAGCAAGCAAGUUGGCUUCUACUAUGACAAGCUUUUGACAAGCUGCAUCAACUGCUUGGACAUCUGUGGGCAGCACCCCAGCCAAUGUCUCCCGUUUUGUGAGAAUAAACCGGUAGCUACCUCAUCCGCAAUGUCUGCUGCGGAGCCAAAAGUAGGCUGUGAGCAAGACCAAUGCCUGGUUAUCUACCUACUGCUGGGGCUCUGUCUUUGCACCGUGAUCUGCUGUUUGCUGUUGGGCUGGGCCCACUUCAAAAGGAGGGGAAUGGAGGUCUCCUGCCAGCCCACUCCUGGGACCUGCCACACGAGGGAGGAUUCCUCAAAAGAUCACUUAGUGGAAGCGGGAAGCGUUGGAGGGGGAUCCACUGGAAGCAGAGUACCUGAGCCUGUGGAAACCUGUGGCUUCUGCUUCCCUGAACAAGGGCCUGCCAUGCAGGAGACCAAGGCAUGUCACAGUCCCUUCUAUCAUCCUGGAGCAAGGGCAGCUGCCUCUCAGACUGGGAUAUCCUGCAGAGGAAGUGCUGGGGUUAUCCCUGCCCCUGAGGAUGGCCAUUUCAAAAUCAUAUGUUCUCCAUCGCAAGAGAAGACCCUGACAACAUGAACUCAAUGAGCUACGCUGUGAUCAGGGGGAGAAGUAACACUCCCUGUACUAAUAAUCAUGCUGCUUGCAUUUGAUCCUUGCUCUUCAUCCUCAGUAAACAACUUACCUUACCUGUCAGUCACAAGAGAAGCAACCUUCUCACCAUAGAAACAGACUGUGGAUUGUCACUAUUUCGCUCUACUAUGGAAAUAAAAUUCUCACGAUUGUUAUGCACUCACCAUAAAGUCUCUUGUAUCCUUUCCAAUGUAGCACCACACACGACCUCUAACCUGACCUCUCCAGCUUCUUCUAAUACUCUAGCAUCAGCAGAACCAAAAAUUAAAUCAGGUUUUUCAAGCUGGCACCCGUCUUGCUGUUA